Molecule: messenger RNA, 730 nt
Organism: Otolemur garnettii (small-eared galago)
Lineage: Eukaryota; Metazoa; Chordata; Mammalia; Primates; Galagidae
Gene: MDFIC
Product: MyoD family inhibitor domain containing
Exons: 4
Coding region: 1-708 (235 amino acids)
Source: RefSeq, a predicted model, not a curated record
AUGCCGAGAGAAAUACAUGUGACGUUCCAUGAUAAUAAAUGCAUAUUUUCUUUUUAUUCAGGGAAAUGUGAUAAAGACAAUCCCGAGAAAGAUAUAACUCCAGCUACGAAUAGCCACUUCACACAUGAAGGUGUGCAGGACCUGGCCACUUGGGGUGAUCCUCUGGAUGGCGAGCUCAUCAGAACCCAACCUCAGCGCUUGCCUCAGCUUCAGACUUCAGCCCAGGAACUGAGCGACGAGGAAACAGGCAAGAUAAAGAACGGCCACACAAGUCUGAGCAAUGGAAAUGGAAUUCACCACGGGGCCAAACAUGUCUCCGCAGAUAAUCGCAAAGUUUCAGCACCUGUGUCUCAAAAAAUGCAUAGAAAAAUUCAGUCCAGCUUGUCUGUAAACACCGAUAUCAGUAAAAAGAGCAAAGUAAAUGCUGUCUUUUCCCAAAAGACGGGGUCUUCACCUGAAGAUUGUUGCGUCCACUGUAUCCUGGCGUGCUUGUUCUGUGAAUUCCUGACCCUCUGCAAUAUUGUCCUGGGACAAGCUUCAUGUGGCAUCUGCACCUCGGAAGCCUGCUGCUGUUGCUGUGGGGAUGAAAUGGGGGAGGACUGUAACUGCCCUUGUGACAUGGACUGUGGCAUCAUGGAUGCCUGUUGUGAAUCAUCAGACUGCUUGGAAAUCUGUAUGGAAUGCUGUGGAAUCUGUUUUCCUUCAUAAAUAUUUAUCUUUUAUGUUAAAA